CUCACGUGUGACCAUGUGAGAGAAACGAUGGCUGAGCAGGCGAGUGUGUUCCAUACGCUGGAAGAGUGUAUGAAAAUUUUAAACAAGAGUACCGCAGACCCCGAGCAUUUCCUCAGUUUACAGGAUGAGGUGGCAUCUGACUUCACUGCCCUCACAAAGACUUUGUACGAUUUGCACAAGGCACAUAAGCCUGGGUGUAUGAAGGGGAGCCCUCUGGAGCAGCUAGUGAUCGAGAACUUUGAUGAGGAGCAGAUAUGGCAAGAGCUGGAGCUCCAGAACAUGCCAGUCCUGAUGCAUUUCAAGCACAUGAUCAGGCAGGCAACUGAGGACAUGGAAAUAAGUGUUAUAGAGGAAGAAGAGGUCAGUGAUGAGGAUGACGUGGUUGAUGGACAAGAACUGAAUUUGGAGAUGGAAGCAAGUGAAGAUGAUUUAGAAGAAGAAGAAGAAGAUGAUGACGAUGAGGAGGAGGAGGAGAAACGAGAAAAGACCUCAAAUGAUGGGGAGAAAUUCUCAGAUGAAGACUCGGAUGUGGACUUUGAUGUAGAUGCUUUUGAGAAAGAGACCAAACAGCAGCAACAAACUAAAGUGAAGUUUACAAGGCAAGGAGAAGCUGGUUCCAAAGUCGAUGACCGCUUUUUCAAGCUUUCAGACAUGGAGGCCUUCCUUGAGGAUGCGGAGAAGCGAGAGGGAAAGGAGAAGGGCGAUGAUGAUGAUGAUAUUGAGAUUGAUUAUUUCGAGGACUUGCCAUCAGGUGAAGAGGAAGACUUUAGCCUGAAAGAAAUUUCACAGAAGCAGAAGAAGCAAAAGAAAAGUGCAAGAAAUCUAAAAUACAAGGACUUCUUCGAUCCUGUAGAAGAGGAGUUAACAAAGAAAGCUGCGACUGAAGAAGAUCUGGAUUCUGAAGAACUAAAUGAAGACAUGGAUGAAAAGGGUGAAACAGUUAUGCAGGAUGAGGAAGAUGAUGGAGAGGAAGAUGACCAAGAAGACCUGGAUGAGGAAGAAUUUGAUGAAGAAUCAGACAUGGAGGAAAAGGAAGAGAGUCAGCAAGCGAAGGAGGCUUUGAAAAGGGUCACCUUUGACCUGCCUAAUGACAGUGAAGGGGAGGAUGCUGAAGAAAUCCUCGGUGGAAAGAAAAAAACUGGAGAGAUGCUGGAGGCCAAGUCAUCUUUUGAAAAACGACAGGAGAAGAUGGCAGAGAAGAUCCAGGAGCUGGAGAAGGCUGCGCUGAAAGAGAAGCCAUGGCAGCUGAGCGGGGAGGCAACCGGACAGAUGCGCCCAGAGAACAGCUUGCUUGAGGAGGACCUGGACUUUGACCAGGCUACCAGGAUGGCUCCUCCAGUUACAGAAGAGACAACCUUGCAGUUGGAAGAGAUCAUCAAGCAGAGAAUUAAGGACCAGGUGUGGGAUGAUGUUGUCCGCAAGGAAAAGCCCAAGGAGGACGUGUUCGAGUACAAGAAGAGGCUGACCUUGGAUCAUGAGAAGAGCAAACUCAGUCUGGCUGAGGUCUAUGAGCAGGAGUACCUCAAACAGACACAGCAAAAGAAAGAGGAGGAAGAGAAUCCAGCCCAUGUCGAAAUCCAGAAGCUCAUGGACUCCCUUUUCCUCAAGCUUGAUGCACUUUCCAACUUCCACUUCACACCCAAACCGCCUGUACCUGAAGUAAAGGUUGUCUCCAAUCUGCCAUCCAUCGCCAUGGAAGAGGUCGCGCCUGUCAGUGCCAGCAAUGCCACCCUCCUAGCACCUGAGGAGAUCAAAGAGAAGAACAAGGCCGGUGACUUGCUUGGUGACUCAGAGAAGACUUCCGCAGACAAGAAGCGGGAGCGCAGAAAGAAGAAGUUGUUGAAGCGCCUGAGGCUGCAGGAGAAGGAGAAACGGAGGAAGCUACGGGAAGAGAGACAAGCAGGGAAGAACAGGAAGCAGAGCAAAGCCGAGGCAGCAGAGAACCUCAGGAAAAUCACCAAGGGGGGCAAGGCAACUAUUCUCAAGGAUGAAGGGCAGGAUAAAGCCCUCCGGUCUUCGCAGGCCUUCUUUUCGCAGCUGCAAGACCAGGUGAAGACGCAUAUCAAGGGAGCCAAGGACCAAAAAGCCAAGAAGAAGAAGAAGCAGAAGGAGAUUUCUGGCAGCAAAUUAAAACUGUAACAACAGAAUGGUGUAAACAUAUUGUACAGCUUGUUUUUGAAAUGUGUAUUGGAAAAUUUCAAAGGGACACAUAGUGAAGUGAUGUCUUUCAGUCCAAACUGUGAAAGAGUGCAAAGGAAAGGCCAGAGUAUUUAACAUCAAAUGGCUGAAAUGUGCUUUUAAGGGGAACCUGAACUUUCUUGAGGCUUAUUGCCUCUGGUGGGGAAUGGAAUAGUAGCAUGGAUGGGUAGGGAUACUAGGGGAGGGAUGCAGGUCAUUUUGUUAACUACAAGAAAGUCUAAUCUGAUUUAUACAUGAUGAACAAGUACAUUUGUAUAGUUC
Molecule: messenger RNA, 2460 nt
Organism: Scleropages formosus (Asian bonytongue)
Lineage: Eukaryota; Metazoa; Chordata; Actinopteri; Osteoglossiformes; Osteoglossidae
Gene: mphosph10
Product: M-phase phosphoprotein 10 (U3 small nucleolar ribonucleoprotein)
Exons: 11
Coding region: 28-2139 (703 amino acids)
Biological process (GO): rRNA processing
Cellular component (GO): Mpp10 complex; sno(s)RNA-containing ribonucleoprotein complex; small-subunit processome
Source: RefSeq, a predicted model, not a curated record